AGCAGCGGGCGCGCACCGCUGCUGCCAUUGCGUCCCCGCCGCGUCUCCUCUGCCACCGCCGCCAUGGAGACCAUGACCUUCCCCCGCUACAGCCCCGACGACAUCAUCAGCUACCUCCGCUCGCACGUCCUGGAGGGCGCCGAGGCCCGCAACCUGGUCAAGAGCGACGUUUUUGGCAACCCCAAGCUUGAAGUUUUACACCUGAUUUACCUGAGAAUCCUACAGAAAGUGUGUGGAAUCCGACUGGUGCACGCCUACAUGAUGCCACUCAGCGUUGAGAUAAUGUACCCACAGAUCCAUGAAGGCUUUCUACCUGUCUGUAAUUUGUAUAUUCACAUGGAGCGCUUGCUGCCGAUGUGCCGGAUUAGUGACUUCCAAUUUGCUGAUGUUUUAAACCCAAAGACAAAGAGGACUGUUCGCUUCUUGAGUGGCAUCCUCAACUUUGUGAACUUCAGUGAAUUCCGGCAUGAGGUCUACUUGGAGCUACAACUGAGCUAUAAAUCAGCUAUGGAGAAAAGCCAACACCUGGAGGCUGCAAAUCGGGAGGCAGUGCUGAAGCUGGAGAAACUGAACACGGUCCCAUUUGAACAUGAGGCAGAGAUCAAGCAGCUCACAGAGAGCAUUCGAGAGCUGGAGCAGGUGCUAAGGCAGGACUAUCACCGGAAACAAACAGCUUUGCAAGAAGUGACUUCUCAAAAGAAGACUGAUAUUGCAGAGGGAACCCAAAAACUGAAUGAGUGUAAAGUGUCUAUAUCUACUUUGAAAGAAGAACAGGAACAGCUGAAAUCCAAAAUUGUGAGGAAUCCAGAAGAACAAAAAACUGACAAUGAGCUGAUGAAAGAGACUAUUAAGAAAUUGAAGAGAUCUAAGAAAGCAGUUACUGAGAAAUAUGAAGGUUACAGAGAUGUAGUUGAGGCUCUGCCAUCAUGCCAAGUGGAAGUGCAGUUAUACCAAAACAAGAUGGAAAUACAGGAAGCAAAUCUGGAGAGACUGGCCAGUAUAUCAUCAGAGGCCAGAAAUCUGGAGAACCAAGUUGAGAGUGCUCAGAUAGAGCUGAAAAAGGCCAAGACAGAUGAAAUGUCCCUAAAGAGAACAGUCACUGCAAAACAUGAGAAGCUUGCUACAGCUGAGAUACAGCUUAAAAAGAUGCAUGAAGAUAUUGAGCAGCAGCAGUGCACUGUGGUCGAAUAUUUUAACAAAGUCCAGGAGAAGAGGGGUGUUGUGUAUGACAAAGUUGUGGUCAUUCGCAAGGAAAUCAAACAGAAGAAGGACAAAAUUGAGCAGCUGAAGGAUGAUGCUGAAGCAAAAGCAAAAAAAGCCAAGGAAAUACAGCUGAUUUUAAAGGCUGUGUUGGACAAGUGUCACGAAUCUCUCCUUAAGGCAGUAAAGACUUCUGCAGCCUCAAGAGCAGAAAAAGUUAAUGAAAUAAGGGAAGGGCUGUUGAGCAUUCAGUCUUCUGGAAGUAGUUCUUGAGCCUGUCUGCACUUGUGUUCCACUUCCAUUAUUUUUGUUGCUCAUACCUGAACUCGAGAGCUUCUGCUUUGCAUGGGAGGGAUAAUAAUUCCAGGCAAAUCCAGCUUCCUCAGAAACCAUGUCAGAACACGUUCAGCUUUCCAGGCUGAUCCUGGUGUCACGAGCUUGCUGAUAUGGAAAAGACUGUUUCUUGUUGUUUCAGUCAGCACCUGAUUUUAGUGGUAAUAUUGCAAGUCUUGCUAACACCAAACUGCCCAACAUUUCAGACAGAACCCUGCAUUUGUAGAAACUGUUCUGCAAACUUUGAUCUGGGAACACCUGGUGCCUUGGUCUGCCUUGAAUGUUCAAGAUAAGUCAGUAACAAGUGGCCAGCUGAACUCCAACACCAUUAUUCAAUUAAGAUUAAUUUCUAACAGAGCUAUAGCAUCUGUCUAAAUGCCAAAUUACUCUCAUCAUAAAUAUUUGUAGCUGCAAACACUCAGAAGUAUCAUUUUAAUAUCAUUUUAGUUAACAGUACACUCCCUCUCAAUGCUUGAACUCCUUGUGUCUGCUUUGUGGGGUAUUGAACCUUCAUCUGUGUUCACCAAUUUGUGUUAGGAUGCUCUUAAAAACUAUAGAUUGAUGUUUUGUACCUUAACUUGUGAUAGACACAGUGAUUUUUAUUAUUUGGAAAAAGAAUAUGUUAAUUUUUACACUAGUUGAUAUAAAGAUAUUUAACCCUUUUUCUCUUGGGUCUUUCCAUUCCCCUAACUGAUUUGGCAUAACAUUUCAGUUGAAAAAUUUUGUUUUGUACAUUUGUAGGAGUGUGUGCUAUGAGAGCAGUAUUUUAUGAUGAAAUGAGGAGGAUGAUUCAAGCAAUCUUGAAAAUUUAAAUUCUUCAUCUCUUACCAGCCAGAGGUGACAGCAAGUCAGUUAAGAGGAGCAGGUGCUUGUUCCUUCUAGAGCUCUUCUGGAGGCAUCAGACCCGUCUGAAGUUUUGCUUUAAGCUUUUCUGUUUGUUUUUUUAACACUCUAACAGACUUGUUUAGCUUGGAAAAGCCCUCUCAGAGGUCCACCACUAAACUCUGUCCCCAAGUGCCACCACUACACUUUGAAAUAUUGCAGUAGCAUCUCCUUCCUUACAAAAACUGGUUGGAGGCUGCACUCCACAGCCUGGAUAUUGCAGCAGCUCUGGGGAAAGAGAUUGCCAAAAACUUCCAGUAGGUACUCCAGGAGAUUAUUCCAAUCAGCAGAUCAAGAUUCUUAGGCUAGAGAGAUGAUGCUUGUGUACCCCAGUGAUGAGGAAUUUGCAGGACAAAGAAAAAGCUGGAGUCUGGUUGCUGCUCUCAGAGAUUUUGCCACACCAGCUGUUGGGUAAAAUAAA
Molecule: messenger RNA, 2836 nt
Organism: Pseudopodoces humilis (Tibetan ground-tit)
Lineage: Eukaryota; Metazoa; Chordata; Aves; Passeriformes; Paridae
Gene: NUF2
Product: NUF2 component of NDC80 kinetochore complex
Biological process (GO): kinetochore organization; attachment of mitotic spindle microtubules to kinetochore; mitotic spindle organization
Cellular component (GO): kinetochore; Ndc80 complex
Molecular function (GO): protein-containing complex binding
Source: RefSeq, a predicted model, not a curated record